Messenger RNA from Musa acuminata AAA Group (dessert banana), 3401 nucleotides. RefSeq names its product zinc finger CCCH domain-containing protein 24. Lineage: Eukaryota; Viridiplantae; Streptophyta; Magnoliopsida; Zingiberales; Musaceae. Gene Ontology annotation, molecular function: metal ion binding; protein binding. Bases 274 to 2523 code for a protein of 749 amino acids. The record is from RefSeq and is a predicted model, not a curated record. The transcript has 4 exons.
CGGUGUCUCAUUUGGUUUCAUUUGGGGGUGGGUUUUGUGGGGAGCGACCGAGACCUCUCAUAAAUCGGCCGUGGUGGUGUGGUGUGGAGGCGGCGCCUAGUUUGUUCUCCGGAUCACCACUUGCUCGCUUGCGGCGUCGGCCGUCGCCUUUUCCCGGUCCCGCUCCCCUGGUGGUUCAAGCAUCGGGAGCGCAUUGACGCCGGUUUCGAUCGCAGCCUUCCCGAUCUACUCUCUUCGGCUGACGGGAUCCGUCUAUUUCAUGCCGGCCGCAGCAUGUGUGGUGGUCCGGAGCGCAUAAACCCUUCAUCGUCGUCGUCGCCGGCUCCAACCUCACGGGGAGGGCAUCAACAACACGGUCCGGUCUUGGGAAUGAAUCAUCUCACCGUCGAGAUCGCUGACUCCUCGAGCCUCCUUGAACUCGCAGCCAACAACGAUGCGGAAGCAUUCGGGCGAUCCCUCGAUCGUGACCCGUUGGCCGUGGACGACGUCGGCCUCUGGUACGGCCGCAGGAAGGGCUCCAACCGCAUGGUGCUCGAGCACCGAACUCCCCUGAUGGUGGCGGCCACGUACGGCAGCCUCGACGUCCUCAAGUUCAUCCUCUCCCUGCCGUCUGUCGAGGUCAACCGUGCGUCCGCCCCAGACAACACCACCGCGCUCCACUGUGCUGCAUCCGGCGGAUCCUUUGAUGCUGUUGAUGCCGUGAAGGCACUCCUCGCGGCUGGUGCCGAUCCUACGUUGGUCGAUGUCAAUGGGGACCGCCCGGCCGAUGUGAUUGUCGUGCCUCCCAAGUUGCCUGAUGUGAAGAGUGCCCUCGAACAGCUUCUUGGAAGGCGCAGUAAUGCGUCGGGUGGUGGUGCCGAUCACCAUCAUCUUCCCCUUGGUGUGAUGACCGACUCGACGAGCUCCAAUUCGCCACCGCGUUCUUUGUCCCCUGAUGAGGACGGCACUCAAUCGUCCAACUCGACUUCCUCUCCUCCGACGGCAAAGGACCCUGACCUUCCCCCGGUGAGGGUGUCCGAGAAGAAAGAGUAUCCAGUAGACCCGUCGCUUCCAGAUAUCAAGAACAGCAUAUAUACCACGGAUGAGUUCCGUAUGUUCUCCUUCAAGAUCCGCCCGUGCUCUCGUGCUUAUUCGCAUGACUGGACCGAGUGCCCCUUCGUCCACCCUGGUGAGAACGCCCGGCGGCGUGACCCGAGGAAAUACCACUACAGCUGCGUCCCGUGCCCUGACUUUCGGAAGGGGUCGUGCCGGAGGGGAGACAUGUGUGAGUAUGCACAUGGGGUGUUCGAAUGCUGGCUUCACCCGGCGCAGUACCGCACGAGACUCUGCAAGGAUGGAACCAGUUGCUCCCGCCGGGUCUGUUUCUUUGCGCACACGAACGAGGAGCUGCGUCCGCUCUAUGUGUCAACUGGCUCUGCUGUUCCUUCUCCACGUGCAACCUCUGCUGCAAUGGAGAUGGCAGCUGCGAUGGGGCUCAUGCCCGGCUCGCCGUCAUCGGUCUCUGCUGUUAUGUCUCCCUUCACGCCACCCAUGUCGCCGUCGGCCAAUGGUAUUGGACACUCUUCGUUGGGUUGGCCGCAGCCAAACAUGCCCACGUUGAAUCUUCCUGCAAGCAAUCUCCAGGCAAGCAGGCUGCGCUCAUCUCUCAGUGUGAGAGACAUCCCUCCGGAUGACCUCUCAGCAAUAUCCGAGUUUGAUGCCCAGCAGUUGUUGAAUGACCUGUGCUACUCCCGUCUGAGUUCUUCUGCUGGGAAUUGUGCCAUCCGAACCAAUACACUGAAUCCAUCAAACCUUGAUGAUCUUUUUUCAGCAGAGGUCGCCAUAUCUCCAAGGUACAAUUCUGAUCAGGGGGCUGUGUUUUCUCCGUCACACAAGGCAGCUAUACUCAACCAGUUCCAGCAGCAGCAGAGCCUGCUCUCACCCAUUAAUACAAGUGUGUUCUCACCGAAGGCGGUGGAUUCUCAGCAGCUACCUGCUCAUUCAUCACUCUUACAGGCCUCUCUGAAUACCUCUUCUCCUGGUGUCAUGUCUCCACGAAGCAUGGAGCCUGUCUCUCCUGUGAGUUCUCGUCUGGCUGUUCUUUCACAAAGGGAGAGGCAACAGCAGACACUCAGGAGCCUGAGCUCCCGUGAUCUUGGUCCCAUCUCAUCUCCUGUUGUUGGCUCUCCUGUUAACUCAUCAUGGUCCAAGUGGGCAUCCCCCUCCGGUACACCUGAUUGGACAGUGAAUGGUGAAGAGCUGGGACGUCUUAGACGAUCAUCAUCCUUUGAAUUACGAGGAAAUGGGGACGAGCCUGAUCUGUCAUGGGUCCAUUCACUAGUGAGGGAAUCACCACCGGAGAAAGUGAUCUCUGCUGCAAUGGCUUCUGCUGGUCCUUCAAGCUUGUCUGCGGUUGGUGGUGAGAAUUUAAAUUCAAACGGUCAGAUGAAUGGGCAUGAUCAACCUGCAUUGCUUGGUGCAUGGCUUGAGCACCAAGAAAUUUUGGAUGGGAAGCAUUCAGUAAUAUUUAACAGUAAUAUUUAAUGACUCUUAUUAUACAAUAUUUUUUGGUUGGUUGGUGAAGAAGGAAAAGAUGCAGAAAGGAGUGAUUUCAGAGAUUCAUUUCUUCAAAAACCGAUUUAUUAUAAACUUCAUGGAGUUCAGUCAAUUCAAAUAUAGGGGUUGAAUCAAGACCGACUCCAGAUGCAGUCAUGGUGGUGGGGCAAGUUAUAGGAAAUUCGGGAAGAACUUAGUCAUGCAGCAUAAUAUUUUAUGGAUGUGUGUUGUUGCCAUCUCUUAUUCCUUACUGACUUUGUGGGAUCCUAAUGGAAGCUUAUGAUGGUGACUGCCUUUUGGAUAUGUUGUAUGCAAUCUCUCAAGCAAACAAAGUGGUGGGUUUAACUCACUGAUGGAGCUUGGAGAUCUUUGUGGAAGUUUGCUGACGAAGGCAUCCAGGAUUCAGUGGAUGGGCACUGGGAGAGCCUUAACAAUCUACAGAAGAUGCCAUAACCAUGAAGGUUAUGCAAAGAAACCGGACUUGGAGAUUAUUAUUAGGGAGCAUUGGCUACAUGUGAAAAUGCCAAGAAAGUUCAUCCAACAUAUGGCCUACCAUGCAGUUUCAUGUCAGAGGUAGGUGACAUGUAUGUUGCUUUUACUUUUGUUGGCAGUAUAAAGGUGAGCAGGAGAUUGUUUCAGAGUGAUUGACUCUUUAUUAAUUUGUGAUAUGUGUUGGAUGUUAUGCAUCUGUCCUUACCUUUUUCUUUUCCUCCCUCUUUUAAAGUGGUCUGAUGGGUUGGUGGUGCUGUGUACUAAUGCUGUGAGCAACUUUGGUGCAUGCACCAAAUGCCUGGAUCUGAGUUUGCUUGGAACAAGACUCUACUACACAUUAAAUGGCAUUUAAGGAGAGGAAUUUGGACUGGUUA